Molecule: messenger RNA, 2100 nt
Organism: Glycine soja
Lineage: Eukaryota; Viridiplantae; Streptophyta; Magnoliopsida; Fabales; Fabaceae
Product: YTH domain-containing protein ECT4-like
Exons: 8
Coding region: 267-1757 (496 amino acids)
Biological process (GO): mRNA destabilization
Cellular component (GO): cytoplasm
Molecular function (GO): mRNA binding
Source: RefSeq, a predicted model, not a curated record
UACAAAUAGCGUGUGGCUAACGCCAAGUGACCAAUUCCAAUUGUGUUUUUCUCAAUCCAAACAAACAGUUUCUAGUUUCUGGGCUAUAGUACUAGGGUUUCUUCUUCUCUUCUCUUCCUCCGCUAACACAUACAGUAGUACUUUUCUGCAACUUAAUCUAUUCUCACCAGAUCAAUCCAAACAGUUUUGUUCAUGAGAAUUAGCUCUCUCUAACCUAACUUGUUUCUUCUAUAUUUUAGGAUGCGUUUGCUUCUAUAUUGUUGAUCAUGAACCGUCACGACCAAUUUCAGAAACCUCAAUCUCUCUCUAAAGGAACUACAGAUCAUAGUCAGCAUCAGAACAAGGAAGAUGUGGUUUCUAUAAAAGAUUGUAUCUCACCGGACUUGACAUCAUUUGCGACCUCCUCUGGAGAUGUUGCUGCUGGUUUCACAGGUGUGCAUGAAUCAGAAGCCCUGUCUUGUUAUUCAUCAGUCUCAACUUCUGUUGGCGUGCAAAGCAAAACUGUCAAGGGUUCUGUAAUUGCCAAAAAUAAUCCUAAAUCUUCUGGUUUAAUGAAGCCAAACAAGUUAAAGUCUACACAUAGAAAUGGGAUUUUAACCAGCACGAUAUCUGAGACUGUGGCUGAUACAGGAAAAGAUAUCAAAAUUCUAAACAAGGCUCCUCAUUUGCGUUCUAAUUUUCCAGCAGCCACUGCUCCAAAUACAUAUCACCAAAUAGGAAAAUUUUCAUCAUUAGCCAACCCAACAUGCCAUGUUUCCCCCCCCACAAACCACAGGCCAAAUACCUCUACUAACUACAGACCAACUGGGAGAGUGUCUAAUGUAAAUGAUCGAGUUUUGUUGGGUGACAACAAAUUCAGGAGUGGACAAUCUGAAAUGUCAAUGGAGAUGACUCGGGGUCCUCGGGGUCAUUACAACAAUUUUCUUCUACAACCAUCACUUGUUAAGGAUGCACUUGCAAUCACAAUAUGUAGAGACGAAUAUAACCUUUCAGAUUUCCAAACUGAAUACGAAAUUGCUAAAUUUUAUGUGAUUAAAUCUUUCAAUGAAGAUGACGUUCAUAAGAGUGUUAAAUAUAAUGUUUGGACAAGUACUCCAAAUGGAAAUAAGAAGUUGAACGCCGCAUUCCUUGAUGCAGAAGCUAAAUUGAGACAGACAGGGACUAAGUGUCCAGUUUUCCUCUUCUUCUCGGUUAAUGCUAGCAGACAGUUUGUUGGAGUGGCUGAGAUGCUUGGACCGGUGGACUUUAAAAACGACAUGAACUUUUGGAAACUUGAUAAGUACAACGGUUUCUUCCCAAUUAAGUGGCACAUAAUAAAAGAUGUUCCCAACAAUCAGUUUGUGCAUAUCAUCCUUCCAAGCAAUGAGAACAAGCCUGUAACUUACACUAGGGACACACAAGAGAUUGGAUUGAAGGAGGGCCUGGAGAUGCUGAAUAUUUUUAGAAGUUAUACAGCUAAGACAUCUCUAUUGGAUGAUUUUGACUUCUAUGAGAGGCGAGAAAAGUUAUUUCGUUCCCAGAGGAGUACUAAGCACAAGCAUGCAAGGCCGGAACAGGAAGUAUAUGGCAAUGACAAUUAUCAAGUAAGAACACUGUCAAAGCCAGAGAGAAGAAAAUGGAGAUGCAAUCGAGUGGUACCAAGCAAGGUACUCUCAUCAAACAUACCAAAAACCUUUCUCUCAACAACUCUGGAUUUAGAUAGCAAGAUUGGGAGAGGAGAAAAAGAGAGCCCGAUAUUUAUUUCUACACGUAUGUAGGCAUUUAAGAGUUGCAGACGCAAUUGCAGUUUGGUUUGUUUAGAGCUUCUGAAGCACACGCACGCUUCCUUUUUGAUUUGUGUGAUAUGCCGAUAAGAUGACCACGACAACACAUUUUAAGUUUGACCAAUUAUUUUUAUAUUACUCAAUGAGUUGAUGUUUGCCAUUGGCAAAUGAGGAGGUAUUUGAUAGUAUGGUUCGAUGUCUCCAAUAUUUCCGUAUAACUCAUUGGCUUUGGUCUGUAUUUACUAUUUUGUUUCACGUGGAUGAGCGCCCAGUUCCAUAGUUGUGUUUUGUUUGGUUGAUUUCCUUUUGUUGAUUAUUCGAUUGCAUUAUUUUCUUA